GUGAAAUAGUGUUUGACGCUCAGUCUUCUACAGUCUUCUAUGGUCUUCGGUCUUUCGUCGUUCGCGUACGUUUGCGUUUGACAUUCGUGUCAAGAAGUCCGCUUCUAAUUAAACAAGUUUCCUGCGAAAAGCAUUGCUGGUUAAAUAGAACGAAUCAGUUAUGGCUCGUACCAAGCAAACAGCUCGUAAGUCGACCGGUGGUAAGGCACCCAGGAAGCAACUUGCCACUAAAGCAGCGCGUAAAAGCGCGCCGUCCACUGGAGGUGUCAAGAAACCACAUCGUUAUAGGCCUGGUACUGUAGCUCUAAGAGAAAUUCGAAGAUAUCAGAAGUCGACCGAGUUGUUGAUCAGGAAAUUGCCGUUUCAACGUUUGGUUCGUGAAAUUGCUCAGGACUUCAAGACCGAUUUGCGUUUUCAAAGUGCCGCUAUAGGGGCUCUUCAGGAAGCAUCAGAAGCUUAUUUGGUUGGCUUGUUCGAGGAUACCAAUUUGUGCGCCAUUCACGCCAAACGCGUUACUAUCAUGCCAAAAGAUAUUCAGUUAGCGCGACGAAUUCGCGGUGAACGCGCUUAAAUCAUUCAUGCUUUUAACAAUUUUUCUCAUUUUCUUAUCAUUUGGACAUUUUACGUUUUAAACAAUCUAAAAAUUAUAUUAUUAACUUUUUUCCAUAUAUAUAUUUACCAUAGUUUAUACACUGCCAAUCAUUACAGUAGAGAUGUUAAAAGAAGAAUAAUGAACGAGUCUGUAAUAAAUUCCAUAAUAUGAUAAAACAUAACAUAAUUCAUGAUACAUUGACAAAAAAAGAUAAAAAUGAAAAAAAUAAAUAAUUUAUUUGUCGUUUUUUAUAUUUCAAUAGAUAGAGAAAUAACGUACAUAGCAAUAUUGCGUAUAGAUUUUGCAUAUCCUUUUCCUUAAAAACAAAUCCAAGAGUUAACAUUUUUAUUUUAAUACCUUAACCAACUUUGUUUUGUAGUAAUUUGCAGAUUAUCUUAUUCCAAUUUAUAACGUCUUUACACAUAAAUAAAAUUGCUAAUACUUAUUAAUAUAGACUUUCACACAUAAAAUGUAGAGUAUAAAACAAUUGAAAAUGUAUACUGUGUAUAUGUAUAUAUAUUUUAUAUAUACAUAUGUACACGGCUGUUUAUCGAGAACGUGAGAUGUGUGGAAAAGUUUAUUAUAAGUUUAUUAGUCGUAUUAGUUUAUUCAUCGUAUAUUAUUACAUGUGACACAUGUAUAUCGAUCCGUAUUUUUCAUUCUUUAAAAACUCUAGAAUUAAAAAUGUACUCCAAGUGAUGUCAUAUAUGUCUCAUGUAUUUUAUUAAAGAUAUGACAAGAAAA
This is a messenger RNA of Cataglyphis hispanica, 1336 nucleotides long. Its product is annotated as histone H3.3A. NCBI's taxonomy places the organism in Eukaryota, Metazoa, Arthropoda, Insecta, Hymenoptera, Formicidae. Gene Ontology annotation, molecular function: protein heterodimerization activity; structural constituent of chromatin; DNA binding. The record is from RefSeq and is a predicted model, not a curated record. The coding region runs from base 161 to 571 and encodes 136 amino acids. The transcript has 3 exons. Gene Ontology annotation, cellular component: nucleosome.